Molecule: messenger RNA, 2541 nt
Organism: Tympanuchus pallidicinctus (lesser prairie-chicken)
Lineage: Eukaryota; Metazoa; Chordata; Aves; Galliformes; Phasianidae
Gene: GPR143
Product: G protein-coupled receptor 143
Exons: 8
Coding region: 35-1213 (392 amino acids)
Biological process (GO): G protein-coupled receptor signaling pathway; melanosome organization; regulation of calcium-mediated signaling
Cellular component (GO): melanosome membrane; plasma membrane
Molecular function (GO): L-tyrosine binding; dopamine binding; L-DOPA binding
Source: RefSeq, a predicted model, not a curated record
UGCUCGCAGGCCCCCUCCGCCAUCUGGAUACUUCAUGGCCUCCCCCAGGUUAGAAACCUACUGCUGCCCCAACAGGGAUGCAGCCACGCAGCUUGUGAUGAGCUUCCAGCCCCAGAUCUUCUGUGCAGUCUGCAUUGGCAGUGCCUCAGCCAGCCUGCUGCUGACCAUCCUGCAGCUCCUGCCGAAGAAGGGGCAGAGCCUGCGGAAGAUGCCCAAAGCCUCCUCCUCCUCCACCAUUCUUCUCCUUAUCUCCGUGUGUGACAUCCUCGGUGGCUCAGGUGUGAUUUUCAGGUCGAGCGUCUGGUUGGGCUUCCCGAGCUUUGUUGCCAACAUCUCAGUGGCCAACGGGACUGACGUGUGGCCCUCUGUCUUCUGCGUGGGCAGCGCGAUGUGGAUCCAGCUGUUAUACAGUGCUGGCUUCUGGUGGUUAUUUUGCUAUGCUGUUGAUUCUUACUUGGUGGUAAGAAGAUCAGCAGGACUGAGUACAAUCGUGCUGUACCACAUGAUGGCCUGGGGGCUGGCAGUUUUGCUCUGCGUUGAGGGCGUUGCGCUGCUUUAUUACCCAUCCCUUUCCAGCUGUGAAAGAGGCCUGGAGCACGCAAUCCCACAUUACAUCACAACCUAUGCCCCGCUCCUGCUGGUGCUGGUGGUCAACCCAGUCCUGUUCAGAAGGACAGUGACUGCAGUUGCCUCUUUACUGAAAGGGAGACAAGGGAUUUACACAGAGAAUGAGAGACGGCUGGGGACAGAGAUCCAGAUGCGCUUUUUCAAAAUUAUGCUGGUAUUCAUUGUUUGCUGGUCAUCUAAUAUCAUCAAUGAGAGCCUUUUGUUCUAUCUCGAAAUGCAGCCAGAUAUCAAUGAAACACCUUUGAAAAACAUUAGAAGUGCUGCACUGAUUACAUGGAUUAUAAUGGGGAUUCUUAAUCCGAUGCAAGGCUUCCUCUUCACAUUAGCUUUCUAUGGCUGGACAGGAUGGAGAGUGGACCUGAAAUGGCAGAAGAGAGAAAUACCCUGGGAAUCAAUGUCCUCAUCAACGGUGGGUGACAAUGACUAUCCCUCACCAGUGAACUACCAAAGCAAUGUUCACGACUCAAAGAAGAUAUCUUCCACUGAUAGCCAGCAGACUGAUGAGGCUAUAAGCAUGUUGUCUGAAGGUAACACUAGCGGUGAUGACAGGUUGACCAGGAGCUCUCCCAUCUACCAGGGCUGGUAGCUUGUAGGUGGAGAGCUGAAUCUCACUUCUCCCAUUGUCAAGACUCACAAAACCAUGGCACUGUGUGAAUCAUUGCUCAUUCUGAAAUUUGGUUUGUGCCUGAUGGCUCAGUUUAAUUUCCUGUAGCUUUUGUUCGUGUGUGAGACUGUGUAAGAUGCAGAGAAAAGAUAGUUAAUGUCUUCACUUGCUUUGUAAGAGAUGUGUAGCAAGUUACAAAGGCCUGAUAGCUUUUAGCAGGACUGUGUCUCUGCAGGGAUCUGUUACUUAUGAUUCAUCUGUUUUCUUUCAAUCUCUCCUGUAACCUCCAUAUGGUAGAAGAGUCUUUUGUUUAAAUAAACAGACUAUUAAUAUGGUGGUUUUUUAAAUGUCUUCCCUUGCUUGCCUUGCUCAGCAUAAAAUUCCCUGAAUUACUGCUCUGAAACACAACUUCCACCCUUGUAAACUACUCUAGUAAAACAUGAGUGACAGCAAACUCGGCCAUAAGGACAGACUUCCCUGCUUGUGCAGAAUUUCACUGUCAAAGUCUUCUUUUAGCUUGUUUAUAUUAAUUUUCAGCUUGUUUUUAUCUAGGGAGUUGAAUGUGUUUUAAAACAAAUUCAGACAUGAAUUGGAGCUGAGGCUUCAAGAAGGUUUCAGAAAAAGGGCUCCAGUUCUGCCGGUUCAAGAAAAAAACAGCUUUACAGAUUAUUUUUUCAAUUUGAAUUCAGUUUGAUCCUUAUAUAUAUACCUGUCAGAAUUAUGACUGAUAGUUGCAUUAAGAGAUAAUAUUUGCAAAGAACAUUGACAUGAUCCGAGUGGUCAUCAGAAAAGAAUUAAUAGAAUUAAUAGUUCUUUCUCAUCAAAAUAGAAUUAAUGGAAUCAGUAGUUCUUGCUCCAACAUGUACUCUAUUUUAUGCCUUCAAGUUGCAGAAUGGAGAAAUAUCACAUCUACUCUCCAUAUCUCCUGAGUUACAGAUCUCAGUUUGUACAGUGCACUAAGUACCCAAACAAUUCCUAAACUUGGUUGAAAAGUUAGAAGAAAAAAAAUGAUGAUGAUGUCUCUUCCAGGCUUUUAAUCUCGUAUCAAAGUUAGAAAUGACACAGCUAAGCACAGUCCUCCUGGGAGCUGUUUACCAAACAAAGUGACCAGCAAUUCAUUAAAAGCCUCUCAUCCUCAGCUAACCUCUCUCCCUUCCUUCCGUACGUGGCCAAGUCUGGGCAUAAAGCAAAAUUUACUCUCUAAAUCCUUUUAUAUCUGCUCUGACUGAACUUCACAGGCUGUCCAUACCUUUCUUUUAAAACCCAAUUCAGUCUCAGCUAUUGUAACAAAAAAAAAAAAAAAAAACAAA